AUGGCUGAUUCCACCACAACAAAGGAGGGCUCGCUGCCAGAACUGCUCUCCCAGGCUCUCCCAAAGGAUUCCCAAUUCACAUUUUACCAUGUUUCGUCUCCGCCAACCAAAUGCGCUGCUAUCUUCUCCGCGCCGCCUGGCGCAAGGCCGGAGCGGACGUACUGCGAGUCCCACUUCUUGAAUGUGUCGAUCAAGCCAAAGCCGGGCGACGAACGGAGUACCGGAGAAGUGCUGGCAUUCGCAAUUGAGGUUCUGAUUUACACCACGAGCCACUUGACUACCAUCUUCGUCUCCAAAGCAGAUUCUACCGGCUACAUCUCGCUGCUCAACCUACCCCGGACGCAGACCUCACCCUUACGCGCCAUAUCCUCGGCCUUCAUUUCAUGGCUUGUCAAGCACAGGCAGCGGCCUGGAGUACGGCUCGUGGUGUCCCUUUUCGCAAGAGCGCAGGAUCAGUAUCUUUUUCCCGGCAGUGUCGAGAAUGGAGACAAGCAUAUUGCGGACGAUACGGCGUUGAUCAAAUGGUGGUGUAAAGUGUUGGACCCGGUUCUCAGAGAUUACGCACCAGAGGUGUCAGAGACCGGCCAAGGGAGUCUAUUGGACAGACAAUCUGACCGUACAACUGCCCAAGGUCAUCUGGUCAUACCCGGUCUGGAGAAGAACGAUACCAUACGUUUCUUUCCCGCAACGGUGCGGUCAGACCUAGCAGAGUCAAAACGAUGGAGACACGGCCAUCCUCUGCAGCAAAUAUCCAAGCAUCCUAGCGCACCUCCACGGUGUCUUAUACCUCACUUUCCAGACGACCCAAAAUCGCGGUACAUGGACGAGUUGGAUGAUGAGUUACCAGAAACAGGUGCUCAGUCACUGACAAGCCCGAGCAAGGGCAAUGGGCAAUGGAGAAGCGUACGGAGCUUGGAGCAAUUCUGGGAAAUGAUGUCUUUCAGGCAAGAGUGUUCCUCUGGAAGACUAGUUGGCUUCAUAUGGGUCAUUUUUACACCACCAGAUUUAGACGACAUGGCCGAAGAUGAAUUCCCGGGCUCCCAGACGGAGUCAAUAGCGGAGAUGCUUUCACCUCCGAAUAAAUUUAACGAGGCCAGUGAAAUGAAGAAUAGGCCGCGAAGGAGGUCGAGGUUAACUGGGCCCAUCGUUCCGCGAGUUCCACGCAUCAAGUCAGGGAGUUCAAAAUCUCCCGACAAGUUACCACCGGUGGAAUCAAGAUAUUAUGCCUGGCCAGCUUCCAGCCGUGGCCAGAUUGUGCUGGAGGAAAAGGACUACAAACGUGCCACUGACUUGCUGCUUCACCAAAACUACGCCAAUCGCGAAAUGGCCGUUGUCAGUACGAAGAAGUGGAUCGACGAGGCAAGCGUUUUAGGCUGCACUCAGCGAUGGGGCAUGGCCAUUACGGGAAGGAAGGCAGCACCGGCAGUUGAGACAAACGGAAACGGGGGUGUCAACAUGCUCAAUGCAUCAAUGCUGAGGAAGAAGAGGAAGCCUGAAGGUGAAGAGUCGGCGCCGAAGACGGCCGAGGCAGUGAAUACUUUGCCAGCUGGCUUGGUGCGAAAGAAGGCAAAGGCUACGGAGGAGUCACCGUCGGCUGCUGGCUCGGCAGAAGGUGUUAAUGUUCUGGGUGCUGGGCUGAUCAGGCGAAAGCCUAAGGCGUGA
Aplosporella prunicola CBS 121167 is the source of this 1662-nucleotide messenger RNA. RefSeq lists its product as uncharacterized. The transcript has a single exon. Bases 1 to 1662 code for a protein of 553 amino acids. Gene Ontology annotation, cellular component: nucleus. The record is from RefSeq and is a predicted model, not a curated record. Gene Ontology annotation, molecular function: histone H3K56 acetyltransferase activity. Gene Ontology annotation, biological process: DNA damage response. NCBI's taxonomy places the organism in Eukaryota, Fungi, Ascomycota, Dothideomycetes, Botryosphaeriales, Aplosporellaceae.